Molecule: messenger RNA, 759 nt
Organism: Acanthosepion pharaonis
Lineage: Eukaryota; Metazoa; Mollusca; Cephalopoda; Sepiida; Sepiidae
Source: the annotation of a GenBank genome assembly
AUGUUUUUGGAUGAAUUCCUCAAACCCCUCAUUUUUCCCUUCCUUCCAUGUAAAGAAUUUCUUCUUCUUUUUUUUCACCAUUUCCUUUCUCUGAUUUCCCUUCUUCUAUCCACGAAGACUGCUAAAAUUUAUUUUCUUUCCUUCAUUCUUUUUUUCUUUCAUUCAUUCUUGCAUUCCUUCCUUCCUUCCUUCCUUUAUUCAUUCAUUCAUUCAUUCAAAAUCGAUAGCAUCUUCUUCCACCUUCUUUCCCAUAUUCUUCUUCCUUCUUCGUUCCGUUUUAAUUUCUUUCCUUCAUUCCUUCCUUCCGUCUUUCAUACAUUUCUUCCUUCAUACUUUUCUUCAUUCAUUCAUUCCUUUCUUCUUUCUUUCUUUCUCCCUUCCUUCAUUCAUUCAUUCAAAGUCGAUAGCAUCUUCUUCUUCUUCCUCCUUCUUUCCAUUUUAAUUUCCUUCCUUCCUUCUUUCAAGGUCUGCAGAAUUUUCUUUUCCCCCCUCUUCUUUUACAAAAUAUUCUUUUUCUCUUUUUUCGUAUUCAUUUCCUUCCUUCCUUCCUCCUUCCCUUCUUCCUUCCUUCUUUCAAAGUCUGAAGAAUUUUCUUUCCUUCCUUCUUUCCUUUCUUCCUUUUUUCCUUUCUUCCUUCAUUCCUUCCUUCCUUUAAAGUUUACAAAAUAUUCUUUUUCUCCUUUUUUCGUUUUCAUUUCCUUCCUCCCCCCUUACUCCUUUCUUCCCCCUUACUCCUUCCUUCCUUCCUUCUUUACUUAA